CCUGAAGCAUGGCUGUCUUUAGAUGAGGCUGACGGUCCAUUUGCCCUGGCUUCAGUCAAUUCAAGUUUUAACUUCGAAGUGGCUAAGAAACCCGGACUCGGAUCCUGGCAUACACAACACGCACUAGUGCAGCCGCGCCAACAAGGUGACCUUAAGUUGAAACCGGAACAACUUAAUUUCCAUAAUCUUCAUCAUCCAUGCCAGCUUGCUGAGCCAGUAGACUCAGGAGGUCAGCGACAACCUCAAUACCAUCUUCAACAAUCACCUCAUGAAUAUCAGAUUUUAAAUGAUACUGCAGAAGGGGGUCGACUAGGACACUAUGGCGGCGAGAAGUUGCUUAUUCCUGGGCUCAUGGCUUGUUCGCUACUUCCAGUGGAGGCUUCACCGAAGGAUGGUGGUAACUCAGAGGACCUUUCGACGAACACCCCAACAGGUCUUCGACCCGACCGAUUGAGUACGUUACUAACUAUCGAACUAACCUCUACACAUGUCCACAUUCCUUUCACUUUUUAA
Protopolystoma xenopodis is the source of this 513-nucleotide messenger RNA. The record is from the annotation of a GenBank genome assembly. NCBI's taxonomy places the organism in Eukaryota, Metazoa, Platyhelminthes, Monogenea, Polystomatidea, Polystomatidae.